Molecule: messenger RNA, 1920 nt
Organism: Trichoderma virens Gv29-8
Lineage: Eukaryota; Fungi; Ascomycota; Sordariomycetes; Hypocreales; Hypocreaceae
Exons: 4
Coding region: 1-1920 (639 amino acids)
Molecular function (GO): FAD binding
Source: RefSeq, a predicted model, not a curated record
AUGUCUCCCGCUCUUGUGUGUCAAGAUGCGUCCCAGAACUAUGACGUCGUGAUUGUGGGAGCCGGACCUGUGGGAUUGAUGCUUUCUACAUGUCUGUCUCGAUGGGGAUACCGUAUUAAGCACAUCGAUAACAGGCCAGAGCCGACGGCGACUGGUCGAGCCGACGGCAUCCAACCUCGCUCUCUCGAUCUGCUGCGGAACAUGGGGCUCAAGUCUGCCAUCAUGGCCCACAAGCCCGCCCGUGUCUAUGAAGUCGCAUUCUGGGACCCUUCAGAAUCGAGCAAGGGUAUUGCCAGGACAGGAACUUGGGCUAGCUGCCCCAACUUCAUCGACGCCCGUUAUCCCUUCACCACACUGCUGCAUCAGGGCCACAUCGAGAGGGUCUUCAUCAACGACCUUGAAAAGAACGGCACCAGCAUCCAGCGCCCUUGGACAAUCACGGGCUUCCAGUCUCGCAACCCCCAGACGUACGAAUACCCCGUUCAAGUUGAACUGGAACAUGUCAACGGCACGGAAAAGGAGACCGUCUACGCAAAGUACCUCUUUGGAGGCGAGGGUUCAAGGUCCUUUGUCAGACAACAGCUGAACAUUGGGGUUCAGCAUAAAGAUCCCAUCGCAUAUGUCUGGGGUGUAAUGGACGGCGUUGUGAAAACCGAUUUCCCUGAUAUCAAGAUGAAAUGCACGAUCCGCAGUGCACAUGGCUCCAUCAUGGUCAUCCCACGUGAGGACAAUAUGGUUCGCCUCUAUAUCCAGAUUGCGUCUUCCACGGAUGCCGACUGGAGCCCAAGAAAGACAGCAACUGAAGCAGAGGUGCAAGCCUCCGCCAAGAAGAUUCUGCAGCCCUACUCGAUCGAGUGGGAACAUGUCGAAUGGUAUUCAGUCUAUCCUAUUGGCCAGGGAAUUUCAGAUAGAUAUACCUUGGAUGAGCGAGUUUUCCUGGGAGGCGACGCCUGUCACACCCACAGCCCCAAGGCAGGUCAGGGAAUGAACACAGCCUUUUUAGAUGCGCUGAAUUUGGCUUGGAAGAUCCAUGCCGUGGAGGGUGGCCUCGCAGACCGAUCCAUCCUCAAGACAUACGAGUCUGAGCGAAAAGCAGUCGCGGAAUCGCUAUUAGACUUUGACAAUCGAUAUGCGAAGCUCUUCUCUCAACGGCCACCCGCGGCUUCUGAAGUCCAGGCGGCCUCGGAAACGAUACCGGAUGCAGAUCUGGAAGCAGACAAUUCCUUUAUCAGGACUUUCAAGGAAUCCUGCGAAUUCACCAGCGGCUACGGCGUCUCGUACCAGCCCAACGCGUUGAACUGGUCUCCAGAUCACCCAGCACAGUCAUCACUCAUGCAACCAAGUGGCACAAAGUUGCAAUCUGGGCGCCUAUUCUCAAUUGCGGAUGUGACAAGAGUUGUCGAUGCCAACGUGGUACACCUCGAGCAGGAGAUACCGCUCAACGGGUCAUUCCGCAUCUUCAUCUUCGCUGGAAACCCAGUCAAGAACCGCGCUGCUAUUCGCGACCUAGCAGACAACUUGAUUAGUGCCAGGUCAUUCUAUGCAGCAUACACUCGGCCAGAUAUCGAUCAAGUCUCGCACCACGAGAAGCAUAACCCGCAUAGCAUGUUCUUCACUCUGUGCACCAUUUUUGCGGCCAAGAGACAUGCCAUCGAGAUCCCAAGAGAUGCACCAGGCGCCUUGGCUCGUUAUCGCGACCAUAUCUAUGCAGACGACAGAUGGGACCGCCGUGUGCCCGAUGCGCACGCAUCUGCGCACGCAAAGAUGGGCAUCGAUGAAGAGAAGGGUGGCGUGGUGGUUGUUCGACCAGACGGCUAUGUUGGCAUGGUGGCCUCCCUGGUAGAAGGCACAGGCACUAUUGACGCCCUCAACGACUAUUUUUCAGCAUUUUGCACCAAGAAGUUUGGAAGCGCUGCUUAG